CACGCGCGUGAUAGGAAGAGGACAGCUCCUGACUCAUUCAAACUUUUUUUUUUGGUAAACAUUGGUAUGGUUUUAUUGCGGGAAGACGUGUUUCUGUGUCGGUGAGCAAUCAACAAGGUGGUGACGGAUACCGAUACUCGACUGGACCCGGUAGUAUUUGUUUAUAGCUUUAAGACCAAUCGGACGUUGUUCUUACGGUGAAUCCUUCUACUAGUCUGGGCCCCAUUUCUCAGCGUUGGAUGGGCGUGUAGCAAACAAGUUAACUUUUUCUGGGAUGCUAGCGGAGCUUUAACCGUCUCUUAGACGUUUUUGGAUACGUUUUUCUUUUUCAAUCGAUACCUUCAUUUCAAGGUAGUUAAAAGUUGACUAGCUUUGUGUUGUUUUUUUUUGCGAGAAACGCUAACGUUACUACUACUACAACAGUAGUAGUCGGGGUGCUACCGCGUGAUUUUUCACGUCGACGAAGCCGGGGUUUAAAUCCUGAAAAAUGUCGAGCUACAGUCGCCAGCGGCACGGAUCACCGUCCCCGAAAGAUCGCCCAAUUCGUCAAAAAUUACAGUUUAUAUCCAGCGACGGGGAAGACGAACCCAUUGAGGACGUAAACAACAGCACCGGAGGAGAGUCUGGCUUCACGGAGAUGGAUUCCCCGACACCUGCGCGACGGGACACUGUCGAGAAACGGCUGGAAGGGAGCAGCAGUCCACUGAAUCAGUCCGGAGGGGACGACGACGUGGAGCUGUGGGACGAAGAGAGUUUUGGUUCCCCGUCCCACCUUCGGUCACCGAGCAGCGUUAUAUUCGCUAACUGCUCGCCCUCACCGAGGAAAACUUCUCGGCUGUACGGAGGGUCACCGGAGCGGUCAUACAUCCAGGACGACGGGGAAGGAUCCAGCUCCCCGAUCCCAGACUGUCCCGACACACCUCCACACAAAACCUUCAGAAAACUCAGACUUUUUGACACACCGCACACGCCAAAGAGUUUGCUGUCCAGAGCUAGGACCUCCGGCCCAGGAUCCUCCAGCAGGAGAGUUGCCCUGUUCAAGAAUGUAGAGUCUUCAGGAAAGUCACUCACAGACAGCAACAGGAGACAGCAGACCCCUCUGGUCAACUUUAACCCCUUCACACCCGAUUCCCUCCUCAUCCAGUCUGCAACACAACAGAGAAACAACAGGAAGCGGUCGCACUGGAAUGACUCUUGUGGAGAAGACAUGGAGGCAAGUGACGGUGAGGGAGAGGAGGAAGUUUUGCCGCCAUCAAAGAGAAUCACCAUGAUGGAAAGCAACAUGAUGUCCAGGUACGCCUCAGAGUUCCUCGAGCUGGAGAAGAUCGGCUGUGGGGAGUUUGGUGCUGUGUUCAAGUGUGUGAAGAGAAUCGAUGGCUGCAUUUAUGCCAUCAAGAGAUCAAAGAAACCUCUGGCAGGAUCAGUAGACGAACAGAACGCCUUACGGGAGGUGUAUGCCCACGCUGUGCUCGGCCAACAUCCCCACGUGGUGCGCUACUACUCGGCCUGGGCCGAGGACGACCACAUGCUCAUUCAGAACGAGUACUGCAACGGCGGCACGCUAUCUGACGUCAUCGCAGAGAACUACAGGCGGCUCAGUUACCUGUCCGAGCUGGAGCUGAAAGAUCUGCUGCUGCAAGUUACACGCGGACUCAAGUACAUCCACUCUACUUCUCUGGUACACAUGGACAUCAAGCCCAGCAACAUCUUUAUUUCACGGAAGGCUUUAGCCAACUGCGAUGAAUGUGAUGACGAUGACGGACGGAUCACCAGUGCGGUCUACAAAAUAGGUGAUCUUGGUCAUGUGACAAGAGUGAACAAUCCACAAGUGGAGGAGGGCGACAGCAGAUACCUGGCCAAUGAAGUUUUACAAGAGGACUACAGUAACUUGACGAAGGCGGACAUCUUUGCUCUGGCUCUGACUGUUGUCAGCGCUUCGGGGGCGGAGCCUCUUCCCACCAACGGAGACAAAUGGCACGAGAUCCGACAGGGCAAACUCCCCGCCAUCCCCCAAGUGCUUUCUCCAGAGUUUCUCAGUCUUCUCAAGCUGAUGAUCCACCCCGAUCAAAGCAGACGACCAUCAACGUCCGACCUCAUCAAACACCCGGUGCUCCUCACUGCUGCCAGAAUGAGCGCUGACCAGCUCAGAGUUGAGCUCAAUGCAGAGAAGUUCAAGAACGCACUGCUCCAGAAGGAGCUGAAGAAGGCCCAGAUGGCUAGAGCUGCAGCAGAAGAGAAGGUUUUGUCCACCGACAGGAUCCUGACCCGCUCCACGGUCCAGGCGAACCCCAGAACCUCCAGACUCAUCGGCAAGAAGAUGAACCGGUCGGUCAGCCUCACCAUCUACUAAGACUUUAAUCCACCCUGACAGGAAGUGAAACACGAAGGCUCGUGGACCUUUUUAAACAGACUUGGUUGAGAUGAAACAACCUCUUUUGUUUUUCUUUGAGGAGAACCUUGUCAGUUGUGGUGUUGGGUUCCUCCGCCCAAUCAAAGGUGUUGACUGUUGCCGCACCAAACUGGAACUCAUGUCGAUAGACUCUCAUUGCCAACGUAGUCCGGCCCUUUUUCCGAUGGACUUUUGUCAUUCCUCAAAGGUAGUCAUUGUACCUUUUUACACUUUGUCAUUCCUUGAAUUUGCAUAGACGUCAGGCGCUCUCUCCGUUUCUGUCCUUGCACUUCCCUCGACAAAGCCGAAGCCUGUUGGCAGCGGAUCAAACCCGCACUGAAGCUCUCUUCAGUGCGAAUGUACUUGCCGUAGGCGUGCGCACCUUACUGCCUGUCAAAUGCCUGAUGCUGGGUACCAGAGGAUCUGAGGACUGACUGUGUCUGUUUGUGUAAUGGAGCACUUUGGAGGCAACACGUGGAACUUGCCAAAUUUUUCUUUUUUUAAAGAAAGAACAAACCUGCUGCUAUUGAUGUUUUGUGUGUAUCAGGGUUUGGCCAGUUUCAGGUUGGAUCAGUCUAGAGGUUAUUGGCUCUUAUUUUCAAGUAGCAGGAUUCCGUUUCCGCCCCAUUUAGUGUCUUAUGAUUCUGGUCAGAACAAAAUGGAUCAUGCCAUUUACGGAAAAUCAUCAGUUUGUUUUGAAGUACAAACACCAGUGAGCUAACUCAUUAGCAUCGAUCUGUACUGUUUCAAUUGUCCCUGUUGAUUGGUGCUGCCAACCCUGCCUGUAGCAUUAGAACAAUCAUUGUCCUGUUCUUUCUCAUGUGUUCUGUUAGGUGUCUUUUCCUUCCAUGAGGCUCCUCUUUAAUUAUUGUUUAGAAAGGUAUUCCUCAUCUUGUUCUUUUAACCUCUAACACAAAACCGUUGUUGUAACCUGUACAUAUGUUCUUUUAAUAAACUUCUCACCAUCUACA
This is a messenger RNA of Micropterus salmoides (largemouth bass), 3360 nucleotides long. RefSeq names its product WEE1 G2 checkpoint kinase (gene wee1). Gene Ontology annotation, biological process: mitotic cell cycle; protein phosphorylation. Gene Ontology annotation, cellular component: nucleus. The record is from RefSeq and is a predicted model, not a curated record. The transcript has 10 exons. Lineage: Eukaryota; Metazoa; Chordata; Actinopteri; Centrarchiformes; Centrarchidae. Gene Ontology annotation, molecular function: magnesium ion binding; ATP binding; non-membrane spanning protein tyrosine kinase activity. Bases 488 to 2350 code for a protein of 620 amino acids.